This is a messenger RNA of Drosophila bipectinata, 1058 nucleotides long. Lineage: Eukaryota; Metazoa; Arthropoda; Insecta; Diptera; Drosophilidae. The record is from RefSeq and is a predicted model, not a curated record.
UAUGCUUGCUCAUAAAAGCCAGUUUCCGUCAUCUAAUGUAAAUGAUUCACCGAGCGCAAUUAAAGCUCUGGCGAAUACAUUAUUGUUGGCUUGAGGAAUUUGUCAUGAUUUGUUUUGGCCAGCUUUAGUUGCUUCCCAACAGCUGAGCCGUUUGCACGAAAUGUUUGCGCGUUUGUUUCGUAAUUUCAAGGCAAGUUUUAAGUGUUUCAAAAAGAAGAGCACCGUUCGCAAUGAACAGAAGGAGCUGAACAUCAACCCAGUGCACCAUGUGAACAUACCCAAGGCCACUGCCACCUUUGGCAUGGGCUGCUUCUGGGGAGCCGAGUCCCUGUACGGCGCCACCCGCGGAGUGCUAAGGACGACCGUGGGAUAUGCCGGCGGCAGCUCGGACUUGCCAACGGGCGAUCACACGGAGGUCCUGGAAAUCGACUACGAUCCCUCGGUGAUCAGCUUCAAGGAGCUGCUGGAUCUCUUCUGGAACAACCACGAAUAUGGUCUGACCACGCCCAUCAAGCGGCAGUAUGCCUCCUUGAUUUUGUUCCACGACGAGGAGCAGAGGCAGGUGGCUGAGGCAUCUAGGCUGGAAGAGCAGGAGCGACGGGCUCCGGAGAUUAUCACCACGGAGAUUGCGCCGAAGAACAACUUCUUUGCUGCCGAAGCUUACCACCAGAAGUACAGAUUGCAAGGCCACAAGGACCUGGCAUCCUCCCUGAAUCUUAGCCCCCAGCUGCUGCAGUCCAGUUACGUGGCCACCAAGCUGAACGGCUACUUGGCCGGUGUCGGCGGCAUCGAGCAGUUCAAGUCUGAGGUGGAGACCUUCGGCCUGACCCCAACCCAGCGCCAGUACUGCAACUACCAUGUCGAGCAGAACGAGGGCCAGGGACUCUACUGCUGACAUGGUCGCCUGUGCAUAGAUGUUAAGCGUAGAUCAUACACAUAGGGGGGUCAUUUUCUGAUUUGAAUUUGUUCAAAACAAAAGCUUGUAUUAUGUAGAUUUUAGGGAAUAUUUGAAAAAAAUAUACAUUUUAUUAUAAUAAUAAAAAAUAUCUCAAAAUAAA